This is a messenger RNA of Acanthoscelides obtectus, 4572 nucleotides long. Lineage: Eukaryota; Metazoa; Arthropoda; Insecta; Coleoptera; Chrysomelidae. The record is from the annotation of a GenBank genome assembly.
AAACAAUGAACUAUAAAAAGCUUUAUUCAAAAGAAUAUCAGAACAAACAAAACAAGAUUAAUGGUAACAGCUGCUUAAAAAUGAUUACCUCACGUUUAUUUUGCUUCGUCGCAGAUUGGUCUAUGAUAAUUUGUUGUUUAUAGUAGCUACUAGUUUCGGUAACGAUUAGUGGACGUUCGUAUUUUUUUCAUACAACUGCUGUGACAUUCAUCUUUUUCCCCUGCAUUGCAACGGUUUACUUCUUUUACUAGAUGGCAAGUUUUCAAUUGAGUAUAACUACGGACGUUAAGACUGAAUGUCGACGGUUCUAACUACGAAACACCAAAUUUGUGACAGCUGCCUUUUUUCCCCCCUUCAAUUGAAAUGGGUAAUUUUAUAUUCAUAUUAAAAAUUACAAUUGCUAUCAAUAAGAGAACCUUAAGUGGAGGUUUGCUGCAAGACAUCAAGGAGGUCGAAACCGCUAAAUACACUUCAAGAUAUAUUUUAGGAAAGUGUCCUACUGGUCUGUAAAGAAUGCACUCAGGGUUCUUAUGGGUCAAAAUCAGAGAGGCGAUACUUGCCCUACUGGUCCCAGUGGCCCUAUCAGCACCCCAAUCUCAGUACCGCCCUACGGUGAUAAGGACCAGCACCAGCAGUAGUGGUUCCGGCGACGACGGGCAAUAUCACCCUGACAACAGUGGAGCAUAUGUACCAGAUAAUGCAGGAGCUUAUGUACAUCAAGAUGUUCCCUACAGGCAUCAAGAAGGGCCAUACGGAGGCGGCGGUGGAGAAUACACCGGAAGUGGUGGUGCUGGAGGAGGUGGUGGUGGGGGCGGGGGAGCUGGAGGUACCGGAAGAUAUGUCGUUUCAGCUCGUCCUGCUACAGUUCGUCCAAUUGUAACAAGACCUCGUGUGAUAGCAACGACAGCAAGUUCCAUAGUGCCAGCAGUGACUGCUGCUAGUUACAACACACCUGCAACCCUGAGGACAGGAAGCGCUCAAGGGUUAUAUGAUAACAGACAUUACAAUAUCAUCAGAUUAGAGCAGGAUUCGAUCCCAGAUGGAUACCGUUAUUUGUAUGAGACAGAAAACGGCAUCCUAGCAGAAGAAGAAGGCCAUCUAGCUGCAGUAGGCCAAAAAGAAGAGGCCAUCCAAGCCAGAGGAUACUUUACCUACACUGGUCCUGAUAAUGUCGUGUACAGAGUGGAUUACACUUCAGACGAGAAUGGCUUCAAUCCUGUGGGAGACCAUCUACCUACGCCUCCACCAAUUCCCGAAGCUAUUCUAAGAUCUUUAGAAUACCUCAGAGCGAACGGACAAUUGUAGAACACUUGGAAUACUGACACGGAUACAACUAGGAUUAUUAUACUUGCUGUAAUAAAUUAUUUUUAGGUUAUAGUGACUAUGUAUUAGGGUAAAUGCGGGAGAGUUGCCGCACUUUUUGAAAAAUGGCUGUAAUUUUCUUGAUUUUCAACACUGUUCUUUAAAAAUAAAUCAAUACAAAGGUACUGUAUUAAACUUUAUUGAGACAUAAAAAUAAACUUUAAUUCUGAAGAAAUAUAGACAAAGCGAAAAAAAAUUUUUUUCUAUUAAAAUCGGCAUCUCUCCCACACUACUGGGAGAGACGCCGCAUCAAAAAAGGAGAGAUGCCGCAGUAUCGGCAUCUCUGGAAAACCCCUAAUUUUCAUUUCUUUUUCUUAAGUCGAAUCUAGAACAGAUGUUACACACUUCACCAUACAUGGUACAAGUGACAUGUAGCCACUUUAAGCAUUUAAGGCAUUGCAGCCAAUCCACUGUUUUAGUUGUCGUUUCGUAAACUUCAAAGCAUUCCACGCAGCGUUCCCGAUUUUCAUUUUUCUUUUUGGCCAGAGGUUCAUCGUCGCUGUCGCUCCAUUGAUUUUUUCUGGCUCUUCCUCUAGCUGUUUUUUUUGUACUCUUAGUUCCUUUUUCUUCGCUGUCACAUUGGUUGUGUUAUGUUUGUCAGGGCGAACCCUCUUCGUUAUGUUUUCAGGUGAUGUUAACACAGCUGCGCUUUGCUUGAACCUUUGCUUGAAGGAUACAGGUACUUUUGGGAUAGGAGAAACUUCUUGCAAAAAUUUUGAAGGAGUGAUUUGUGGACCGUCGCCUUCAUCUCCCCUACCACAUGCUUGAGCAGAACUAGUAGGGCUGGUGGAGGGUAAUCCUAAGCUGGGACGGUUAGCAUCUCUUUCUGGGGAAGUAUCUGCCAUGGCUGAAUCAGUUAUAGAAUAGAAGUGAUCCGGAAUAGCAUUAGGAUCAACAGGAUAUAUCCCUGUUGCCUUGAAACCGUUAAUGGCUGUGGCCACAGAUGCUGAUCUUAACCAACUUUUUCCAAUUAAUGCACCGGCUUGAUAUCUCGUCAGGUUUCUGCUGGCGUUGUGUUUCAUCCAUAACUGAGCUUCCUGGUUAAAAUAAGUUUUAAAAGGCUUAAAAAAGCUUCGGUCUAGUGGCUGAAGAGCCUGGGUACAGUGGCUUGGUAAACACAAGAUAAUUAUAUCGUUAUCGUCAGCCACCUGCAGCAUAUCGCCGUCAGUACUGUGUGAAGUGUGGCCAUCCAGGAUUAAUAAACACUUACCGGAUGGCUUAUUGGGGAUAAACUGCUCCUUUAACCAUUUGAGAAAUAAUUCCGAAUUUAUGAAAGAUGACUUUCUAUUCAUAUAAAUUUUGGAUCCAGCUGGCAAUCCAUCCGAAAAUUCAGCCUUUCGGUUUACACCUUUGAAAAUUAACGUGGGUGGAAUGAACCUGCCGUCUGCACUACAGCAUGCAACAACCGUUACAUUUUCUCCUCGCUCUUUAGAUGUUAAAACGUGGACAUCUCUUGCACCUUUCGUUGUUAGUACUUUCCCAGGUUUGUUGAUCAGUUGAACACCUGUCUCGUCCAUAUUGAAAAUAUGAGAUGGCUUAUCCAAUAAAUUAUUUUCAGUUAGGAUAUCAAUCAAAAGUUGAAAAAAUUUGGAAGUUUCUUCUCUAUUCAUUCCUCGAGCUCUUAAUAAUGACAGUCCUUCAGCUUGCCUUAUUGUCAAUUCGGGAUUUCUUUCUAAAAAUGAUAUGAUAGCCAAGAAUAACCAGCCAUCCCGCUGUUGUGUGAAAAUUUGUGUUUCAAUUUCAGCUUCUCAGCAAAAUUAUAAGCCAGCCGUCGAACUGCAUUUCUAUCAGGAGCAAAUCCAGCCGCUGCCAAUCGUUGGAUGUGAACAACCAACCGUUUUUCAUUUUUAUGCCCUAGAACACCUUUAAAAUAAAUUAUGCGGUAAUGCUGAAGCAAAGUCUAAAAAAUCACUUUACCUUCUGGUCCGAGACUCCCUUUCUGAAGAUUACCACUGGCCAUUCUACGUUUAAGGGUCUUUGGUGGGACAUGAUAACGCCUAUGGGCUUCUCUUUUGGAUAUCUCACCGGAACUAACUUUAUUAAUGGCUUCUUGCAAUUGUUCUUCGGUCCACAAAGCCCUAGGGCGUGCAUUUGCCUUCCUCUGAUAUUUCCGUGGCAUUUUUCUAAUCAAAAUGUAACUUUAAUUUGAUAAAAUCCAUGACAAAACGAUAACUUUGAAAAAAUAAUUUGCGGCAUCUCUCCUUCCUUAAAAUGCGGCAACUGUCCUUUUUGUUGGGAGAGAUGCCGCGCCCGCUUAUCAAAAUCACGCAUUUACAACGCGACAAAAUAUAACAUAGCAUGUGUGGACAUAACCUCAAAAUACUGGAAAAAGCUUACGAUUAUCAAAUAAAACUACCACCGUGCAAAAAACCACACUUUCUAGGAUACAGGCUAAAAUUUUGCAAAGAAAAUUCGAUCUUACCUUCCUAAAUUCGAGGAUAGCAUGCAAUAUUCCAAAAAACAAACACGUUCGACGUCGUAACCGUUCACUAAACGAUCGACUUUCAUCAUGGGUACACUCGGUUGCCUACUCUAUGGCAUUAGCGUUGAAAUACAACAAAAGCGGCGUCUCUCCCGCCGCGGCAACUCUCCCGCAUUUACCCUAUAUUAAUAUUUAAGGGCACAGCAAAACAGUGAUGAAAUAAAUUGAAUAUGUGAAGGUUUAUCUAGGACACACGUGUUGUUUUUAAAUGCAUAACAAAGAAGUAACCGAAAACCAAUUUUAUAUUCAAUAAUAAUGUGGAAUUUGGCAUCUUUCGACAUAGCGAAGCGAUGACAGACGCCAAUAAGCAUACUUGAUUUUUAGCAGUGAAUGGUAUAGAACAAAAGGAAAUUCUAUUUGGAAACUUCUCGUGAUUUCCUUUCUGUCUCGACAACUUGAAUAUAGAAAUUAUGGCGACAUACUUAUAUGAAACGAUUUCCUCGUAAGCGUACACGUGUAUUUCCUCAUAUUGGCUCACUCUCGAAUCAAGUUUGACAUCUAAGGUUCCAAGAACGGGGUGCCUGAAAUAAAUCCAUGGGAUUCGCAUCCAAGCGAUGAAAUCUCCUGCAUUGAAAACGUUUACUUUCCACCAAUUGAAUAAGAUCAACGUUAAUUCAAAGUCUCAGACAUAGUCCUAAAUAUUUCAAUUUUGCAAAUGGAAGCUUGUCGUUGAUGAUGAUCUUACCAUAGUUAAUAUGUUUACCUUAUGCCCAUGCAGAUUAUGAUUA